Molecule: messenger RNA, 948 nt
Organism: Phascolarctos cinereus (koala)
Lineage: Eukaryota; Metazoa; Chordata; Mammalia; Diprotodontia; Phascolarctidae
Product: olfactory receptor 56A3
Biological process (GO): G protein-coupled receptor signaling pathway
Cellular component (GO): plasma membrane
Molecular function (GO): G protein-coupled receptor activity; olfactory receptor activity
Source: RefSeq, a predicted model, not a curated record
AUGAUGUUGUCCAACAAUAGUUCCUCAACAACUGAAGUCUCUGAAUUUCUCCUGAACUGUUUUGUCAGAUCUCCAAUCUGGCAGCGCUGGCUCUCCCUACCUUUGAGCCUUCUUUUCCUCCUGGCCAUGGGAGCCAAUGCCACCCUCCUAAUCACCAUCCGACUGGAGGCCUCUCUGCACGAGCCCAUGUACUACCUGCUCAGCCUCCUCUCCUUGCUGGACAUUGUGCUUUGCCUCACUGUCAUCCCCAAGGUCCUGCUCAUCUUCUGGUUUGACCUCAGACCCAUAAGCUUCUCUGCCUGCUUCCUCCAGAUGUAUAUCAUGAACUGCUUCCUGGCCAUGGAGUCUUGUACCUUCUUGAUAAUGGCAUAUGAUAGAUAUGUUGCCAUCUGCCACCCACUGCACUACCCAUCCAUUAUCACUGAUGAAUUUGUUGCCAAGGCUGCCAUCUUCAUAGUGGCCCGGAAUGCUCUUGCCACUGUGCCCAUCCCUAUUCUGUCUGCUCGGCUACACUACUGUCAGUACAAUGUCAUUGAGAAUUGUAUCUGUGCCAACUUGUCAGUGUCCAAACUCUCUUGUAAUGAUGUUACAAUCAAUCGCCUCUACCAGUUUGCAGGGGGAUGGACACUGCUAGGUUCUGACCUCAUCCUCAUUUUCCUCUCCUACUCCUUCAUUCUUCGAGCUGUGCUGAAGCUUAAGGCUAAGGGGGCUGCAGCCAAGGCCAUGAGUACAUGUGGCUCCCACUUCAUCCUCAUCCUCUUCUUCAGCACCAUCCUGCUGGUCUUUGUUCUCACUCAUGUGGCCAAGAAGAUGGUGUCUCCUGAUGUGCCCAUCCUGCUCAAUGUCCUGCACCAUGUCAUCCCUGCAGCUCUCAAUCCCAUUGUCUAUGGAGUCCGGACCCAGGAGAUCAAGCAGGGCAUUCUGAAGUUACUGAAGAAGGGUUUAUGA